UGAUCAUACUAUUUCUAUCCCCAGAUAAACACAGCACACUAGCAGUCAUUAAACUACUGUUGUAGUCAUUGAAAUAUACCGUGAGAUUAGUCCUUGGUGAGCAUUGUCACUGAUUUAUUUCAUUAGCUGUCAACAAUACAAAAAAAAAGACUAUGAGAGAGAAAAAAGAGAGAGACAGAAUGAAUGAACAAACGAAUAAAUUAAUUUAUUAAUUAAUACUAUUUCGAAAGUGGGAACAUUAGAGAGAGAGUGGGUUAUUACUUCCCUUUAAAAGUUCAGAUUUCCAAAACACGUGACAAAGAAUGUUGCUGUUGUUGUUGCUGAUGUUACUGAGUGGGAGAAGUGUUUCCGUUUGAAAUGAUUUCGUACUGUUUGGCCAGGGGUCAUGAGGCAUCGAAAUCGAAUGCCUUUGAGGUUGUUUUUUCUUUAAAUGUCUAAUCAACCGUCACAAAUUCAUUAAACAUGAAUAAAAAAAAACAUUAGAUAUCUAGUUUAUUUUACAAUAACAAUCCAGUCAAGUCAUCGUCAACGACCAAGAUGGCGUCUUGUAUUGUCUUGGCUGUUACUUCCCGAUGAGCCAACACUGUGAAAACUAAAACCUUUCUUUCUCUCUUUUUCCUCGUUCUUUUUCUUUGCGUGUAGCCGGAAAAAAAUUCUACGUCCUUUAUGCCGUCAACCAUGUCCCUUAUAAGCCUCAAGCCCCCCUGUAAAGAGAUCCGAGAAAAGAAAGAUUUCGUCACUUGCGGUGCGAUCAUGUAAAGUUAAAAAGAAAGUCUGGACAAAGAGAGUUAUGUCCUGUAUUCAACCCACCAGUUGUGUGUUCAAGUAGCAACAGUUCAAGACACAUCCUCCAUGAUAUUCACGUGACUCACAAAAAAGUCGAAAUCUUCAUCUGGUGUUUCCUGACGAGCUGGAGUUUCGUCUACUGACGAUAACUCAUUCACUACGUCACACUGCGGCAGAGUUCUGAAGGAACGAUAAAAGUAUCGCCACUGGCUCCUAAGGUCGAGAGUUUGAAUGAGGAGAAAAGUUUGCCCUCAGUCUGUUUGUACUCUCUCUCCUUUGGUGUUCAUCUGUCAGUCCAGUACACGAAGAGGACCCUCCGGUGAUCCUCAGCCGUUGGUCAUGCGCACUGGCGAUGCUGGAGGGCAGGACUGCGAAGGUAAAGGAUGGAAGGAACGAAGGGGUGGACGAAUGAAGAAAAUGACGAGACUUUACACACAAAGACGGAGUAAAAGAAGCAGAAACCCACGCGGCUCGUGCUAGGUCUGUCGGUCACCCGUUGAUAGAGCAGCAACAGUAGCCCAAACAAUCUUCCACUGUCCUGUGUGGUCAUCACCACCUGCUGUGUCCACGAACAGCACCAGCACCACGGUCUCUCACCAUCUUGGCACGUCCUACACCACUCCCUGCCUGACUCAGAGGGUCUUUUUGUGGGGUUCGCCAGAAUGUCUCUCAGGGGCUGAAACUAACAGCCAGCGCCCACCCCACGUUUGGCGGGUACAGGGGUUAAAGGUGGGGUCAACAACAAGACCACUAAUAGUAAAAACAGGAUCUCGAGUAGCGACGUAAACACGUGAAGUAGAGCGUGAAGGACGUUACACGCCGUUGGAAUGGAGUGAAGGAACAAAUAUUUUUAUUGACAUGGACAGCGAGAAAGACCUUCUGUCUCUCGCCGACCCGAUAAAAGUAGCAUUAGAAAAAUAAUCGUCUGCUGUGCGCUGCCUCUUCUCCUGUGUGAGUGCCCUGCGCUAGGAGAAGACAUAAAUCAGAACAAUAACACAUAAUAUGAGAUUUGUUUCACCAUGCUGAAGUUACGGUGGAGAUGGAGGUGGAUCUUGUUACUCUUUCUCGUCCUGUUCAUAUUCCUGUCUGCCAUCAUCCACAGACCAGACGGAUUGAAAGAUACAGAAGGAAUCACACCCGCCCAUGACGGGCUGAGGAUUGUCCAGGCCGCCGCAGCCAUCUUGGAAAGGCGGCCUCUCCUCGUCACCAUCAUCAACGACGGCUUUGUCCCGAUGACCUACAACUGGCUCUGCCACACCGCCGGCAUCCCCAACCUCCAUGACGACAUCCUCCUGCUGGCCGAAGAUGACGUCACCCGCCAGCGCGUGCAGCGGGACUGGCCGAGGCUCCACAUCGUUUCGGUGGAGUCCGCGGGGGGAGAAGGCCCCCGGCUGAGCGGGGAGCUGAACUUCUACACGGUGGCAUACGUGCGCAUGAUGGCGCUGCGAACGCGUCUUCUGAACGAGCUUCUUCAGGCCGGCUAUGCCUUCGUGCUCUUCGAGACCGACUUUGUGUGGUUUGAGAAUCCCGUGCCAGACUUCCUGGACCUGGCGCGCACGAAGAACCUGGACCUAGUUGGGACCAAUUCCUCCGUGGACGACCAGAUCAUGUGCGGGGCCUUCAUCUACUUCCGGAAUACGUCCCGCACGCGCGCCGUGUGGGCGGAAGUGACGCGCUUGAUGGAGGAGUUGGUGGAGAAGAUGAAGGUUUUAGACCCUACGCAGAGCCCGCCGCGGAAGCAGAACGAGCAGCGGUAUCUCAACAGGCUGCUAGUGGAAAAGCAUAAAGGCAUCCGAUACGGUCUGGUGGACUUUGAGACUAGUGUGAUAGACGGAGUGUGGUACAAGUUCAAUAAAACUCGGCGUCAGACAUUGCACCCCAAGGCCAUCCACAACAACUUCCUGGAUACCACCAGGGAGAAGGUCAAGAGGUUCAAAGAUUUUGGACAGUGGGUUCUCAACGACGACAACACUUGCAAUAAGGACAAAGUCCAGAAACUACUGGAGGGCAAGUGACGGCGAUAAGUGCUCGUCAUGAUGAGACUGAGGAUCUCAGGACAGAAUAUCCCGGUUCUUUUUAAUGCUAUUUUAAAUUAUGUUUAAAACUGUUGAAUGUUUUAAGAGUAUGUUACUUGUAGAUGACUUUAGCUGGUCUACAUUUAUCUACGAUUCAGUCUGCAGUGUUGCUGGUUCAUGCAGGGGAGGAAACUAUUUGGAUUCUUCACUCAACGGAGUUGUUUCCCUUACUUAAGGCUUACGUCAGGAGACAUCAUCGCAAAAGAUAUCAGGGGAUACAACCGCUACUAAUUUUGUGCCAACGUAAGAAUGUAGUGAAAAAAUGAGAUGAUGAUGAUGAUUAUGAUGAUUCAGGGUUUAAAACCUUUAUAUACAAUUUUUAGAUGUCCGAAUUUUUUCACACAAUUUACACACACCAAACGCUAAACUUUGAUUGGCGAAGUGCUGAAAAUAGAAAGGUGUCGCUAAAAUAAAGUUUUCGUCUGAAA
Pomacea canaliculata is the source of this 3289-nucleotide messenger RNA. Its product is annotated as UDP-D-xylose:L-fucose alpha-1,3-D-xylosyltransferase 1-like. Gene Ontology annotation, cellular component: Golgi apparatus. Gene Ontology annotation, molecular function: glycosyltransferase activity. The transcript has 4 exons. The coding region runs from base 1806 to 2801 and encodes 331 amino acids. NCBI's taxonomy places the organism in Eukaryota, Metazoa, Mollusca, Gastropoda, Architaenioglossa, Ampullariidae. The record is from RefSeq and is a predicted model, not a curated record.